GUAUAUACUCCUGCAAAAUCUUUGUUCUUAACGGUCCUAAUAAAUCUCUGGAACCUGGUUCCUCAAGGAUUUCAUCUCUCCAUAGAUAUAGGUAAUAGAAUAUUCUAUACAACAUACGCGGACAACGGUCUUUGUUUGUGUGUAUAUAGAGCCGGAUUGGGAAUUGGAAGCCCUAGGAUUUUGUUAGAACAGACAUGGCAGCUGUAUCUAAUGGGCCGAAGAAGGAGCGGACGUGUGAGGGGCAUAACAUCGCAGGACCGACCAAUCCGAUGGUGACUCCUCUCCUGACGGACCUCUAUCAGUUCACCAUGGCCUAUGCUUACUGGAAAGCUGGCAAGCACAAUGAUGAUGGAUUCUUUGACUACCUACGAAGCAUUGACUGUUCUGAUGUUGAAAUAUAUUCCAUAUCUGAAGGAUCUGUUGUCUUUCCAAAGGUACCCUUGAUGAGAGUUGAAGGACCAGUUGCUGUGGCUCAACUGUUGGAAACUCCUUUUGUAAAUCUUAUAAAUUAUGCAUCAUUAGUUACUACAAACGCUGCAAGACAUCGCUUUGUUGCUGGGAAGGAAAAAUUACUUCUUGAAUUUGGACUCCGACGAGCGCAGGGUCCUGACGGUGGUAUAGGGGCGUCAAAGUAUUGCUAUAUGGGAGGAUUUGAUGCUACAAGUAAUGUGGCUGCUGGAAAGAUAUUUGGAAUUCCUCUUCGUGGAACACAUUCCCAUGCCUUUGUUAGCUCAUUUAUGAGCUCAGAUGAGAUAGUUGAGAAGUCACUUCAUAGGAGUGAUGGUUCCAGUGUCUGCGAUGACUUUGUUAGUCUGGUGCAAGCAUGGAUUAAUAAAUUGAAGUGGUCAAACUUACUAGGUGGUAUUUUUGGCGAGACAAAUCAGAGUGAAUUAGCAGCUUUCACAUCAUAUGCACUGGCAUUUCCUGGCAGUUUUUUGGCCCUUGUGGACACUUAUGAUGUUAUUAGAAGUGGCGUUCCGAAUUUUUGUGCUGUUGCUCUUGCACUUGAUGAUUUGGGGUAUAAAGCUAUAGGUAUUAGACUGGACUCUGGUGAUCUUGCAUAUCAGUCUUGUGAAGCCAGGAAAUUCUUUUGUGCUAUUGAAAAAGAGUUUGGAGUGCCUGGUUUUGGAAAGAUGAGCAUUACAGCGAGCAAUGACCUUAAUGAGGAAACUUUGGAUGCUUUGAAUAAACAGGGUCAUGAGGUUGAUGCAUUUGGUAUUGGAACCCAUUUGGUCACAUGCUAUGCUCAAGCAGCUCUAGGGGUUGUCUUCAAGUUAGUUGAAAUAAAUAAUCAGCCUCGAAUUAAGCUUUCUGAAGACGUUACCAAGGUUUCAAUUCCUUGCAAAAAACGGUGUUAUAGAUUGUAUGGGAAGGAAGGCUACCCUCUUGUGGACAUAAUGACAGGGGAAAAUGAACCCCCUCCAAAGGUUGGAGAACGCAUUUUGUGCCGACAUCCAUUUAGUGAAUCCAAAAGAGCAUAUGUGGUACCUCAGCGUGUUGAGGAACUUUUAAAGUGCUACUGGCCUGGUUCUUCAGAUAAAACAAGAGAGGUUUUGCCACCCCUUAAGCAGAUCAGGGAACGUUGCAUUGAGCAUCUGAGUCAAAUGCGCCCUGAUCACAUGAGAAGGCUGAACCCAACACCUUACAAGGUCAGUGUUAGUGCAAAGUUGUACGAUUUCAUUCAUUUCUUGUGGCUCAACGAAGCGCCUGUUGGAGAGUUGCAGUGAUCAUCAAGGUAGACAUGUCAGUGAAGCUAAUACAACAUCUGAAGCUCUACAUGUGUGAGGUUAUAUUUUUUUUCUUUCAAUAAUCAUGUAUAAUUUCCUUUUUCCAUAUUUUUGUCUGCAAUCAUUCAAUAGAUACACGAAACAAUUGUUUUCUUUGUUAUCCUAUUAUAGUUCCAAAACUUACGUAUGUGUUGUGGUGUAUUCGUCCGUCACAUUGUUUACACAAGGGGUAAACUAACUUAAGUUACUCAUAGUUAACCGGUGUAAAA
Messenger RNA from Ipomoea triloba (trilobed morning glory), 1996 nucleotides. Its product is annotated as nicotinate phosphoribosyltransferase 2-like. Bases 195 to 1727 code for a protein of 510 amino acids. Gene Ontology annotation, biological process: NAD+ biosynthetic process. Gene Ontology annotation, molecular function: nicotinate phosphoribosyltransferase activity. The record is from RefSeq and is a predicted model, not a curated record. The transcript is spliced from 14 exons. Lineage: Eukaryota; Viridiplantae; Streptophyta; Magnoliopsida; Solanales; Convolvulaceae.